AUGUCUGACAUCGAAGAUGAGCUCCUUGCCCUUGCGGGUGGUGACUCUGAAGACGAGGGCUCUGCCCGCAGCCGCGGUGGCUCGGAGUCGCCGCGUCGCUCCAGAAACGAUGCUGGCAAAUCGAAGAAGUCGAAACGGCGUGCGAGGCAGGAUGAUUCCGAGGAGGAAGGUGAAGCAUCCUCAGCUCCGUCGUCACCAAACUCGCUGGAAUCAGCACCCAUGGACGAAUCCGAUUCAGACGCUGAGCCCGCGCCAAGGGUUGGCGGUACCGACGAAGAUGACAAGUAUCCCGUGGACGGCAAGUUCACAAGUGAGGCAGAAAGGGCUGAAAUUAUGGCCAUGCGAGAAGUCGACCGAGAACGUAUUCUCGCGGAACGUAUGGACGAGGUCGAACGCCAGCGACAGAGGCGUCGUCUCAGGCAAAUGAUUGAGGAAACGGAGCGCAGGAACGUCAAAAAGAAGCGUAGCGCCGACACCGCAGAGUUGGAGGACGGCCAACGAAAGACCUCACGGCAGCGUACUGGUAAAGGCAACGAGUCUGCCAUGGACUCUCUUCGCAGAGCUCGCGCAGAGAAGGCGAAGCGCAAGGAAGACAAGACACGCGGACGAGCUUAUUCCCCCGCACGGCGAGAUUCGGAUGAAGAGGAGAGUGGUGAUGAUUUUAGCCGCGCUAGGUCCCGAACACCCGAGAAGGAGCAAGAGAAGGAGGCACCACCUGCUGAGCUGAAGGACUUUGAGCGUGUACGGCUUGGCAGAAAUGAGUUUGCUCAGGUUUGCUUCACACCUGGGUUUGAGCCUGCCAUUACCGGUUGUUAUAUCCGAAUUGCUCUAGGUCCUCAUCCAGAGACCGGGGUUGAGCAAUAUCGCAUGGCAGUUAUCAAGGGUUUCACUACUAGCCGUCCAUACGCUCUCACCGGGCCUCAGGGCCCGUUUGUCACGGAUCAAUACGUCAGAGCCGCACAUGGCAAAGCGGUCAAGGAGUUUCCAUUUAUUGCUGCCUCAAGCGGCAAGUUUACUGAUAACGAGCUCAACCGCUAUCAGGUGACAUGCACCAAUGAGAACGUCAAGCUGCCCACAAAGGCAUAUCUAGCAGAUAAGAUUGAUGAAAUCAACAACUUGAUCAACCACAAGUGGACGAGUGAAGAGAUCAAAGCCCGUUUGGCCAAGAGAAAUGAACUCAAACGUCGGUUCGACCCUGCCGAAAGGGAGCGUGUUGGCAAGUUGCUCGAUGAGGCCGUGGCUCGUGGUAACGAAACCAAGGCUCAGGAACUCCAGGAGGAGCUCGAACAGCUUGGGACGCAACGCCUGGCUUUUAGGACGACCCUAGGCUCAUCAAAGAACCUGGACGGGCCCCGGGCCGCAACAGAACAAGACCGGCUGGCAGAGCGCAACCGCGAAAACAGGCGAAUGAAUGCCGAGCUCGUCCGCAAGGCCCAGCUCAAGGAGAAGGCCAGAGCUCGCGAGAUCGAAAUGGCCCUUAAGCGGGGCGAGCAGGUCGCCGAUGACCCGUCGCGACGACUCCGGACAAAGGCCAAGUUUGUGCACGAUGUUAAUGACACGCCGCAGAAGCUGUCUGCCAACGGUAGCGAAGCCAGCACGCCGGCAAACGGCACGCCCAAGGUUGCUGCUACUAAACCCGAGAUGCUGUCCCAUCUCGCAAAAUUGCAAGAGAAGAAUUACUCGGAGAGCAAUGGCGUGCCGGGGAUUCACAAGCCGCUCAUGGAUGAUGAUGUGAUUGGGGCGUUGGACCUGGACAUUGACGUCGAGAUUUAG
This is a messenger RNA of Metarhizium brunneum ARSEF 3297, 1773 nucleotides long. RefSeq names its product RNA polymerase-associated protein (gene RTF1). Gene Ontology annotation, cellular component: Cdc73/Paf1 complex. Gene Ontology annotation, molecular function: DNA binding; RNA polymerase II C-terminal domain phosphoserine binding. Lineage: Eukaryota; Fungi; Ascomycota; Sordariomycetes; Hypocreales; Clavicipitaceae. The record is from RefSeq and is a predicted model, not a curated record.